AAUAGCACAAGCUCUGAAGCUCUGAACACGAACAAGACGGAGACGCGGGGAGAGUUUAGCCGUCAGCAGUCCGCAACACUAAAGGCGCAAUGACCUUGUCCACGCUGUCCGUGCUGUGCGCGCUUGGGUUACUCGGGCUCUCUCCCGCGUGCUACAUUCAGAACUGUCCGAGAGGCGGAAAGCGCUCGUUCCCGGAUGCCGUCCCCAGGCAGUGUUUAGCGUGUGGCCCCGCAGAUAAAGGCCAGUGCUUUGGCCCUAGUAUCUGCUGCGGAGAGGGCAUAGGCUGUCUCGUGGGUUCUCCGGCGAGUGCGCGCUGUGUGGAGGAAGACUAUCUUCCUUCUCCUUGCGAGUCUCGAGGAAAAGCGUGCGGAGCCGAGGAAGGUCGUUGCGCCGCGCCAGGUGUUUGCUGCCACGCAGAUGGCUGUACGCUGGACCCAGACUGCAUGGAAGAGAAUAAACGAGAAGAUGAUGAGGAGCAGAACAGAGGCUUAACGGGACCAUCACGAGAACUGCUUUUGCGCAUGCUCAAUUUCAACAGGGCACGGAGCCCUUACUGACCACCUCCAAGUUUCUAGGGAAAAUUUAUAGUGCCUUGUUCUAGUUUACUCGAACACAGACGCUAACAGGUCCGCAGAUUAGACAAACGAAGAUGGCACUGACAUGCUAAACAAUAUCGAAGAUACAUAUGAGGUCUAUUUGAACACAAAAUCUCUCGUACAUAAACUUUGUGCCUUUAUGGGUGAAGAAUGUUCUAGCUGUAUUAACUUUCACUAUAUGCCACAAUACCCGGUGUUGCAGUAUGUUGUCAUCUUAAAAACCUUGUAUUGAAAUAUGCAUUAUACAAUUAAAGUGUAUUGCGAAUAAAAACACUCUAGCACUGAUA
Molecule: messenger RNA, 883 nt
Organism: Electrophorus electricus (electric eel)
Lineage: Eukaryota; Metazoa; Chordata; Actinopteri; Gymnotiformes; Gymnotidae
Product: vasotocin-neurophysin VT 1-like
Cellular component (GO): secretory granule; extracellular region
Molecular function (GO): neurohypophyseal hormone activity
Source: RefSeq, a predicted model, not a curated record